Colletotrichum graminicola M1.001 is the source of this 1464-nucleotide messenger RNA. RefSeq names its product major facilitator superfamily transporter. Gene Ontology annotation, cellular component: membrane. Gene Ontology annotation, biological process: transmembrane transport. The record is from RefSeq and is a predicted model, not a curated record. Bases 1 to 1464 code for a protein of 487 amino acids. Lineage: Eukaryota; Fungi; Ascomycota; Sordariomycetes; Glomerellales; Glomerellaceae. The transcript has 2 exons. Gene Ontology annotation, molecular function: transmembrane transporter activity.
AUGACUCCCGGAGAUGCCUCCGGCGGUAUCACGGAAAAGGGACUUGGAAGCGAUAUCGACCGCUCAGAGUCCAACAACGGAACAAUGGCGAUAGAGUCACUAGACCCCGUGGCAGAGAAGAAGCUCCUGCUCAAGCUCGACGCAUACUUCGUGCCAAUCAUCAUGGUUGUCUACCUCACCUGCUUCCUCGACCGUUCCAAUAUCGGCAACGUCAGGGUCGCGGGUAUGCCCGAGGACAUCGGCGCGUCGACGCAGGAGUACUCGACCGCCAUCUCCAUUUUCUACGCGACCUACGUAGUCUUCGAGCCGCCCUGGACCAUCAUGAUGAAGCGCAUCACCCCUCGCGUCCUGCUCACCGGCCUGUGCAUUGUCUGGUCGCUGGCCACCAUCCUCUCCGGCUUCAUCCACAACAUCGGGGGCCUCUACGCCGUGCGCCUCGUCCUUGGCAUGUGCGAGGCUGGUCUGUUCCCUGCCCUGAACUUAUACUUGACCUUGGUGUAUAAGCGUGAGGAGCAGGCGAAGAGAGUGUCGUAUCUGUUCGUCUGCUCGGCCAUUGCCGGUGCUUUUGGAGGCUUGCUGGCGUAUGCCCUCCUGAAGAUGGACGGGGUCGGUGGUUACGCCGGGUGGAGGUGGGUGUUCAUCGUCGAAGGCAUUGUGAGCAUCCUCAUCGCGCCGAUUCUUUUCUUCGGUCUUCCCAACGACCCCUCGGAAGCGUAUUUCCUAUCGGUCGAGGAGAAGAGGAUGAUGAAGGUCCGUGCUGCACAGAGGGCUCAGUACAUGGGAAGUGAGGAGUUCAGCUGGAAUGAGAUCAAGGUUGAGCUCCGCGAUCCGAAGCUCUACCUGAGCGGCGCCAUCCAGUUUUGCCAGGACAUCCUGCUCUACGGCUUCAGCACCUUCCUCCCCUCCAUCAUCGUCAGCAUGGGCCGCACCAGCAUCGAAGCACAGUACCUCAGCAUCCCCGUCUUCCUCUUCGGCGCCAUUGCCUUCCUGGCGACGGCCUAUGUGUCGGACCGGAUGCUCAUCCGAGGACCCCUCAUCUUCCUGGCCAACAUCCCCGGUAUAAUCGGCUACAUCCUCAUCAUUUGCCCCACGAGCAGUGGCGUCAAGUUCUUCGCCACUUUCCUGUGUGCCAUUGCUGUGUACAACGGCCCCGGCCUCAACCUGACGUGGCUCAACGUCAACGUCGCGCCCCAGUACCGUCGUGCCACGGCCAUUGGUAUGCAGCAGGCCAUCGGCAACUGUGCCGGCAUUGUGGCAGGACAGAUCUACCGGAAAGCGCCUUACCUGCUUGGAAACGCCAUCUCCGUCGGGGCGCUGGGUGUCGCGCAGCUUCUCGUGGUUGCCAAGUGGCUCUACAUUCGCCACUGCAACGAGACGAAGAGGAAGAUUGCGAGCGGGGAGAUUGAAGACAAGCGGAAGGUCAAGACUGGUGACGGGGAGUUGGACUUCCAUUACCACACUUAG